AUGGCUUCUAUUGGCUUUGCUGAGCCUACCCUCCUCGAACUUGUCCCACCUCUCGUCGGCGAGUCUAAUUUCUCUACGUGGACUACUUCACUCAAGUGGACCCUUGACUCGCGGGACCUGAGAUAUUACGAACUUCUCACCGGCGUGUGGACCGAACCCAGUACAGCCGACCCCACACAGCCCACCCCCAGCGAAGUGGAGGCUCGUACCCAGUGGGAUACUGCCAGUCGUUACCUGCUCCCUUUACUUAACGCCACCGUUCAUGAGACGGUCAAGUUCUACAUCCUUGACGCCAAUAACGCACGUACCGCAUACGCCAACCUCCACCGCGCCUUCGCAGCCCGGUCUUACGAAGCCGGCUUCUCCAAUUUCCUCAAGUUCAUCAACACAACAUACACCUCAAAUAAACCCCAGGCGUUCGUCAACGAGUGGCGCAUGGCCCUCGGCGUGCUGCAAGAGUGUAACUCAACUAAGCUCACGCCACUUCUCAUCUUUUAUCAUUUCCUGAAUGCCGUCAGCGCCAACCCGGCCGCGCACCCGUGGCUCGACGGCUUUCUCAAUUCGAAAGUUUCCACGGAUACAACUAUCGAGUCAACCUUCGCGGAUUUCGUCGUUUCCGAGGAUCGACGCCUUAACAGUCUCAACCAAGCUCACUCUUUUAGCUUGAACAAACAUCACCAUCCUCUCCCUUUCUUUUGUCAGUUUCACAAGCGUCAAGCCGGCCAUUCAUCUGAGAACUGCUUCCGAAACCCGGCCAACCUAACCCAGGGCCCUUUGAAUAAAGUUGCCGCGGCUCCCGCUCAGCAAACAGUCAUGGAGGAGCUGCCUGUCACGCCGAGCAACAUACCCACCAACUAG
Molecule: messenger RNA, 858 nt
Organism: Penicillium griseofulvum
Lineage: Eukaryota; Fungi; Ascomycota; Eurotiomycetes; Eurotiales; Aspergillaceae
Exons: 1
Coding region: 1-858 (285 amino acids)
Source: RefSeq, a predicted model, not a curated record